GUGGAGCGCCGAGUCAUCGAGCGGCGCGAGAGUAGCGGAAGCCUGGGGGUGCGCUUGCCCGGGCCUGCUGUGUAGGCCGGCUGGACGCUCGCCUGCUGAGUGCUGAGGUGGCGCCGGAGGGGACGAACCGGGCGAGGGCCACGAGUCAGUUGAUGAUUCACGAGCAUCGUGUCAGACUCCGACACCUCCCGCUGCCGCUGUGGGCCUUGCGCUGUGUGUGAUCCCGGAGCUGUCAGGCUCAGCGUGCGGGUGAAUGGGGACCGGGGCGUGCAGAGGAACUCUAUUUUAAGAAACUCUCAACUAAAAAAAAGCAAGUCAUGGAGAAGAAUGGGAAUAACCGAAAGCUUCGGGUUUGCGUCGCUACCUGCAACCGCGCAGAUUACUCCAAACUGGCCCCAAUCAUGUUUGGGAUUAAGACAGAGCCUGCCUUCUUUGAGCUGGAUGUGGUGGUCCUGGGCUCUCACCUGAUAGACGACUAUGGAAACACGUAUCGCAUGAUUGAGCAAGAUGACUUUGACAUUAACACCAGGCUACACACAAUCGUUAGAGGGGAAGAUGAAGCAGCCAUGGUAGAGUCAGUAGGCCUAGCUCUAGUGAAGCUCCCAGAUGUCCUUAAUCGCCUGAAGCCUGACAUCAUGAUUGUUCACGGAGACCGAUUUGAUGCCCUUGCCCUGGCUACAUCUGCUGCCUUGAUGAAUAUCCGAAUCCUUCACAUUGAAGGAGGAGAGGUCAGUGGGACUAUUGAUGACUCUAUCAGACAUGCCAUAACAAAACUGGCUCAUUACCACGUGUGCUGCACCAGAAGUGCAGAACAGCACCUGAUAUCCAUGUGUGAGGACCACGACCGCAUCCUUUUGGCAGGCUGCCCUUCCUAUGACAAACUGCUCUCAGCCAAGAAUAAAGACUAUAUGAGCAUCAUUCGGAUGUGGCUAGGUGAUGAUGUAAAAUGUAAAGACUACAUUGUUGCACUGCAGCAUCCCGUGACCACUGACAUUAAGCAUUCCAUAAAGAUGUUUGAAUUAACACUGGACGCACUCAUCUCAUUUAACAAGAGGACCCUAGUUCUGUUUCCAAAUAUCGAUGCAGGGAGCAAGGAGAUGGUUCGAGUGAUGCGGAAGAAGGGCAUUGAGCAUCAUCCCAAUUUUCGUGCAGUCAAGCAUGUCCCAUUUGACCAGUUUAUACAGCUGGUUGCCCAUGCUGGUUGUAUGAUUGGCAAUAGCAGCUGUGGAGUUCGAGAGGUUGGCGCUUUUGGAACACCUGUGAUCAAUCUGGGAACACGCCAGAUCGGGAGAGAAACAGGGGAGAAUGUUCUUCAUGUGCGGGAUGCUGAUACCCAAGAUAAAAUAUUACAAGCGCUCCACCUUCAGUUUGGUAAACAGUACCCCUGCUCAAAGAUAUAUGGGGAUGGAAAUGCUGUUCCAAGGAUUUUAAAGUUUCUCAAAUCUAUUGACCUCCAAGAGCCACUUCAGAAGAAAUUCUGCUUCCCUCCUGUGAAGGAGAACAUCUCUCAAGAUAUUGACCAUAUUCUUGAAACCCUGAGUGCCUUGGCUGUUGAUCUUGGGGGAACAAAUCUCAGAGUGGCGAUAGUUAGCAUGAAGGGUGAAAUAGUUAAGAAGUACACUCAGUUCAAUCCGAAAACCUAUGAAGAGAGGAUUAGUUUAAUCCUGCAGAUGUGUGUGGAAGCUGCAGCAGAGGCUGUGAAACUCAACUGCAGAAUUCUGGGAGUAGGCAUUUCCACAGGUGGCCGUGUGAAUCCCCAGGAAGGAAUUGUGCUGCAUUCAACCAAACUGAUACAGGAAUGGAACUCUGUGGACCUCAGAACACCCCUCUCUGACACCUUACAUCUCCCUGUGUGGGUGGACAAUGAUGGCAACUGUGCUGCCAUGGCAGAAAGGAAGUUUGGCCAAGGAAAAGGACAAGAAAACUUUGUGACACUCAUCACAGGGACAGGGAUUGGUGGCGGGAUCAUCCACCAGCAUGAGCUGAUCCAUGGCAGCUCCUUCUGUGCGGCAGAGCUUGGCCACCUCGUGGUGUCUCUGGAUGGGCCUGACUGCUCCUGUGGGAGCCACGGCUGUAUUGAAGCAUACGCCUCUGGGAUGGCCUUGCAGAGGGAAGCAAAGAAGCUCCACGAUGAGGAUCUGCUCUUGGUGGAAGGGAUGUCAGUGCCAAAAGACGAACCUGUGGGUGCCCUCCAUCUCAUCCAGGCCGCCAAGCUUGGCAACGUGAAGGCCCAGAGCAUCCUACGAACAGCUGGAACUGCUUUGGGACUUGGGGUUGUGAACAUACUCCACACUAUGAAUCCUUCCCUGGUGAUCCUGUCUGGAGUUCUGGCCAGUCACUACAUCCACAUCGUCAAGGAUGUCAUCCGCCAGCAAGCCUUGUCCUCCGUGCAGGAUGUGGACGUCGUGGUUUCAGACUUGGUUGACCCUGCCCUGCUUGGUGCUGCCAGCAUGGUUCUGGACUACACAACCCGCAGGAUCCACUAGGCUCCUGGGAGUGGACAUGGACUGAGACCCAAGAGCUACUUAGAUCAGUACUUCAGAGGCAAAUUUGGGGGGCUGCUGAGAUGGCUCAGUGGUUAAGAGCCUGAACUGCUCUUGCAGAAUAAAACCCCAGUUUAGUUCCCAGCACUCAUGUCAGGCAGCUCAACCGCCUGAAAGCCAAGCUCCAGCGGAUCCUAUGCCUAAGCCGCCUAGGGCAUCUGCACUCAAAUGUACAUAGCCCUCCCCCCUGAACACAUUGAACACAUAAUUAAAAAUAAAUCUUAUUUUUUAAAAGGCAAAA
Phodopus roborovskii (desert hamster) is the source of this 2784-nucleotide messenger RNA. It is a transcript of the gene Gne, whose product is annotated as glucosamine (UDP-N-acetyl)-2-epimerase/N-acetylmannosamine kinase. Gene Ontology annotation, biological process: UDP-N-acetylglucosamine metabolic process. Gene Ontology annotation, molecular function: UDP-N-acetylglucosamine 2-epimerase activity; hydrolase activity, hydrolyzing O-glycosyl compounds; N-acylmannosamine kinase activity. The transcript is spliced from 12 exons. The record is from RefSeq and is a predicted model, not a curated record. The coding region runs from base 318 to 2486 and encodes 722 amino acids. NCBI's taxonomy places the organism in Eukaryota, Metazoa, Chordata, Mammalia, Rodentia, Cricetidae.